AUGAGUUGUCCAAUCCCAAAAACCUCGGCCACAAAGAAGGUGGCCGCCAGCAAUGGCCGCCGGAAGGUCCAGUUGGCGAAAAUAGUGAACCAAAACAAACUGCAGGUCACUUUCUCCAAGAGACGUGCUGGCUUGUUCAAGAAAGCCAGCGAACUCAGCACCCUUUGUGGGGCCCACGCUGCCAUUGUCGUUUUCUCCCCACAAAACAGAGCCCACUCAUUCGGCCACCCGAGUGUCGAUGCCAUUUUAGACAGAUUUCUAAAUGAAAAUCAUAGUCCGCCAGCUGGCGAUGCCGAGAAGCUGCUCGAGGCGAACGUGCGCCAGCAAGAGGUGGAACUUGGCGAAGUUGAGAGAGAACUGAAGCUCCAACAAGAGAAAAAGAAUAAGGAUUUUCGAGUCGACAUCAAAAAGCUCGACUAUUACUCACUGCGGACUGAAGAAUGCGCACUAACAAACUUGAGAAGUGAGCUUGAAGCAAAAGUGCAGACCUCCAUGGACAUCGAGGCUCCACAUGAUGUAAUUAUUCCAUAUGAUCCAACGGCUGAGGAUUCCCUACCGGUAAUACCAUACAGUGGGUAA
This is a messenger RNA of Striga asiatica, 579 nucleotides long. Lineage: Eukaryota; Viridiplantae; Streptophyta; Magnoliopsida; Lamiales; Orobanchaceae. The record is from the annotation of a GenBank genome assembly.